GUUUUUAUUCCAUCAUUUUCUUUUCGUCUGAAACCCUAGCUCCUCUUGAAAAACUACCCCCGUUUCGCACUCGAUUCAUCUGCAAAUUGUUUCACAAAUUCUUAACUCACCCUCAGAUCUCUCUCUCUCCUCCCAAGUCUCCUCUCUCUUUAUCGGUUUGUGUUCAAGUGCUUGUACGUUUAUUGCUUAGGAUCUUCUGAUACCAAAGGAUCGAAGGAUUUCUUUGCUAUUCCUGCCUUCUACGCGCUGAUUUUAGCUUUCAUUUAAUUCAGAAAAGAGUUGCAGUCUUUGUUGUCUAUGGCCUCUCUGGAUAUGUCUUUGGAUGAUAUGAUAAAGAGUAGAAGAAAUACUGUUAAAGGAGGCAGAGGGCAAGGCAGGCCACGACGUGGAAGAGGAGGGCCUGGAGGGUCAUCCCGUGGUGGAAGACCACCAUUUGGCGCUCCUCGCAGAAAUCCUCUUGGAGUGAACACUCGAACUUCAGCCUACUCUAUUGCCAAGGCAAGCUCGUUGUCUUAUGCAUUACAUAGACAAAUCUGCUAUGCUGUAGUACCUCAAUGAAGGUUCUCUAGUUUUAUAAAUUCAAUAUGAGAGGUUUGCCACAUAUUUGGUCAUGGGAGAUGCCCACAGCUUCUCAGAAAGGAAUCAGCUAUCAUAUUCUAGUGAAUGCUCUUAAGUUCCUGAUGGUUCUGUUCUUGUGGGAUUUUAUCAAGCACUGUGCAAGGAUUUGUGAAAAGUGAGAGAUUUGGUGGAUGUCUACUUAUCAUCUUAUGUAGAGGAGCAUCUUACGUGAUAACUUAAGAUCUUUCGCCAAUUUAAAAUCCUAACAUUUUGAGGCUUGAACUUUUUGCUAUAAUUGUUUAAUCGAGAUCUCUCUAGUUUGUAUUGCCAAUCAUAAGAGGGGGAGUAUGUGACGGAUACCUACUGUUUUGUGAUGGAUGUCAUUACCAUACUGUGGAAUACUCUGGGGCGAGAUAUUUGUCGUAUCUCAGUUCAUGGAAUCUUGCAAAGGUGGCUUCCUUCGCUGAACUUGAGAACUGGAGCUCUCACCUUUGUAUGGCACUGGCAUGGUUCGUUCCGCAGAACCAAGAACUUACCAUGGCAGAGUGGUCUGAUUGAAGAAAGUCUUAAGGCAGCUGGGCUGUCAGGGUUGGAAGCUGGUACAAAGUUAUUUAUUUCAAACUUGGACGUUGGGGUUUCCAAUGAAGAUAUAAGGGAGCUCUUUUCUGAGAUUGGAGAGUUGAUUCGAUAUGCCAUUCACUUUGACAAAAAUGGACGCCCAAGUGGUUCAGCAGAAGUUGUUUUUGCAAGGCGGAGUGAUGCAUUUCAAGCACUUAAACGUUAUAAUAAUGUUCAAUUGGAUGGAAAGCCUAUGAAAAUAGAGGUAGUUGGUGCCAAUGCAGAGAUCCCACUGUCAGCUCGUGUUAAUGUAGUGGGAGGAGCAAAUGGAAAGAAGAGGACAGUUGUCAUGUCGUCUGGACCUGGUCGCUCAAGAGGUGGUUUUGCACCAGCAAAUCGUGGUUCUGGACAAAGAGGUCGUGGAGGUUCUAACACUGGACGUGGAGGUGCUGGUCGUGGCGGGGCCCGUGGUCAUGGUGGUGGCCGUGGUCGUGGAGGAGCACAAUGGAGAAAGAAGGUUGAGAAAUCUGCUGAUGACCUUGACAAGGAACUCGACAGUUAUCACGCAGAGGCAAUGCAGACUUAGAGAGAUGGCCUUGCGAUUCACUUGUUAAGAUGUUUAGUUGUACAAUCUGGGUGUGCUUACAACUGCUGGAGUGGUUAUCUUUUAUGAUGGUUUGGAUGAUAUUGCUUUCUGUAGCUGGAUAAUGGCAUUACUGUUAUCUUGAAAGUAAAGUAGUGGCGUGAAUUUGUUA
Salvia miltiorrhiza (redroot sage) is the source of this 1871-nucleotide messenger RNA. RefSeq names its product THO complex subunit 4D-like. Gene Ontology annotation, cellular component: nucleus. The record is from RefSeq and is a predicted model, not a curated record. Gene Ontology annotation, biological process: mRNA export from nucleus. The coding region runs from base 932 to 1702 and encodes 256 amino acids. Gene Ontology annotation, molecular function: mRNA binding. NCBI's taxonomy places the organism in Eukaryota, Viridiplantae, Streptophyta, Magnoliopsida, Lamiales, Lamiaceae. The transcript has 7 exons.